AGACUUGACUAUCAGUAAUAAAAAUGGUCUAUCAACAUUCUAUAUUGCAUUGAUUAGAAAUGAAAUUGGUUCUGUAAAAGAAUUAAUAAUAACCGAUGAUGAAAGUCAGAUGAAUAGACUGAGAUUACACUUGUUUGAUUGUUUGUUUGAUAUAAGACACGGUGACGUAAUGACUGAUAGUAAGGAUGACGUGAUGGUGACACGGAGACGUGUAUGGCGUAUGAAGAAAGGGGGGAAUUAUAAGAUAUGGGGAGCUGUUUAUAAGGCAUUAAGAAAAAGUAAUUGUAAGAGUAUGGAGGGAGAGAAUAUGUAUUGCAGACGGGAUAUUUUGUAUUAUUCAAUCAUAAAAAGUGACUGUAAGGGUUUAAAGCAUAUUGUAUGUUUAGGUCUUGAUGUCAAUCAGUGGAUACAGUUGUAUGAUGACAAUGAAAGGUCUGAUUGGAGAGCUCUGCUGUUCACAUUGAUUGAUGAGAUGUAUCAUUACGGAAGAUUAAUAGAUAAUGUAAUGGUUCUCCUGGAGGCGGGGGUGGAUGUCAAUGUCAGGGUGAGGUACAGUGAGUAUGAUUCUUUGUUAGACAGAGAGGGGGUGUCUGUUCUAGAGAGGACAAGACGACUGGUGAGUGAGGUAAGAAAAAGUUGGUUUGUGUUUGAAAGAGAGGAAGUGACAAAUUACAGAAGAGUGCUUAAUGAAGUAAAGAAACAUUUGAGGCGAUACUCUGUGUGAACAGUAUACAAAUUUCCAUAUACUUCAGUAUAUAUUUAUAAGUAUAACAUUCAUAUUUUUGGAAAUCGUAGGUACUAUAACACACCUGGCCGUGCCGACAAAUUGAAUACCAUACAUUAGCAGAGACAUCCAAAAAUAUACAUUCAAUGCUUAUAUUUACAUUUACUAAUUUUCCCUCGUCAUAAUUAUUUAACUUUUUAAUCUUUAAAUUUAAUUUAACGCCCUUCAAA
Saccostrea cuccullata (small rock oyster) is the source of this 954-nucleotide messenger RNA. RefSeq lists its product as uncharacterized. The transcript has 2 exons. The record is from RefSeq and is a predicted model, not a curated record. Lineage: Eukaryota; Metazoa; Mollusca; Bivalvia; Ostreida; Ostreidae. Bases 110 to 724 code for a protein of 204 amino acids.